AAAUUCGCAAACGCUGAGGCUUGUCAUCCAUCAGCUGAGUGAGUAUUGUGUACACGCACAACUGUGCUGUCCGCUCCAACGAAGUGCUCACACUGAUUGGACAAAAAGCGGACCAGAUUCGUGCAUCCCUUUAAUUUAUUGCAUAUUAAUUUGAGAAAUACAUUACUCCAACAUAAUGAGUGAGCCAACAACGUCGAAUGGUACCAAUGGUCCGACGGUGCGCAAUGUAGAGGAAAUCGAAAUUCCCGUUCCAUGGGGUGUUGUUGCAGGUAAAUGGUGGGGUUCCCGAGUAAAACAACCAGUACUAGCACUGCACGGUUGGCAGGAUAAUGCUGGCACGUUUGAUCGGCUUUGUCCUCUGCUGCCGCCAGAGAUACCGAUAUUGGCCAUAGAUCUACCAGGGCACGGCAAAUCUACCCAUUACCCUAAAGGGAUGCACUAUUUCAUCUUCUGGGAUGGCAUCACACUCAUCCGACGCAUAGUCAAAUACUUUGGAUGGACAAAACUGACUCUACUGGGCCAUUCGUUAGGCGGUGCGCUGAGCUUCAUGUACGCUGCUAGUUUCCCGGACGAAGUGGAACGAUUCAUAAGUAUCGAUAUUGCCGGGCCAACGGUGCGAGAUCAUCAUAAAACGGCUGCUAGCACAGGCGACUGUAUUGACAAGUUCCUACAUUACGAGACGUUACCGGAAUCGAAAAUGCCCUGCUACGGGUACGAAGAAAUGAUCGAUCUAGUGCUAGCCGCUUACGAUGGUUCCGUAGACUAUGAUUCUGUCGAAGUGCUGAUGCGGCGAGGUAUGGCCUUGGCGCCGGCACAUUUUAAUAAGGAAGGGUACCACUUUGCUCGGGACCUUAGACUGAAGGUGGCCUUGUUGGGUAUGUUUUCUAUGGAGCAGGUUCUAGCAUACGCAGAGCGUAUCAAAUGUAAGGUAUUAAAUAUACGGGCCGAUCCCGGUAUGAAGUUUGAUAAUCCUGAAGUGUACAAGAACGUGAUGGAUGUGUUGAAGCGAACGGCGUCCAAAGUAGUUUAUCACGAGAUUCCCGGGUCGCAUCAUUUACACCUAGUAACGCCGGACCGGGUUUCGAAGCAAAUUAGCGAAUUUCUGUUGGAAUAACUAACCAUAGAAAGUGGUGGAUGUACUAGGGUAAAAUUAAUAUACAGCAAACAACACACGUACACGAAAUAUCUCCGCUUUGCAAACACUCAAGGAAUAGAAUUUGUGAAUCGUUCUGAACGAUGUCUUCAACAUACUCAUCGAUAGUUUAGUAAUUCUGCUUCAUUCCCAGGCACAAAGACCACAGUCUCUGUUAACGAUCCAUUAAUUUAAGCGUGUUCAGCUGUUAUACUAUGGGUGAUUUUAUGAUGUAGAGGGUGAAAGAAAAAAAAACGAUGCUUAUGAACAAAAUGUUUUAGAAACAUAUAGGGCAGCAAAUAAAACAUAAGUUACAUUAUGACUAA
This is a messenger RNA of Anopheles stephensi (Asian malaria mosquito), 1458 nucleotides long. It is a transcript of the gene kraken, whose product is annotated as probable serine hydrolase. The record is from RefSeq and is a predicted model, not a curated record. Lineage: Eukaryota; Metazoa; Arthropoda; Insecta; Diptera; Culicidae. The transcript is spliced from 3 exons. Bases 176 to 1114 code for a protein of 312 amino acids.